AUGAGAGCUAAGAAUACAUGGAAACCUUCAGUGCCUUCGACUAUCUCUCACCAGAUUGGUACUCAAGCCACUCAAGAGCACGUUUUGGACUCUAAUUCUUCCAGGCUGCGACCCAUACUCAAUCCAAGGGCCGAAGCUCAAAAUGCAGAUCAAAUAAUACCGCAACUAGGCAUACAACAACAAUCAAACAACAAUGUCAUGUCCUUUGCCCCAAUGGGGAUUCAUUCUUCUGAUAACCAAGUUCCAGUUCCUGCUCUCUUGGAAGGCCCUACGACCCUGGGCCGCCAGCAGGUGCCAGCAGACCUUUCUCGGUACCGAUUCUGUGACUCGAUGCUAGUUUCGGCACCUCAAUUCCCUUUCUACGAUCCUCUCGAUGAUUCAGCACUAGCUUCGGCAGCUUCUCAAUUUCCGGUCUAUGAUCCUCUCGAUGAUUCAGCACUAGCUUCGGCAGCUUCUCAAUUUCCGGUCUAUGAUCCUCUCAGUGAUUCAGCACUAGCCUCAGCAGCUUCUCAAUUUCCGGUCUAUGAUCCUCUCGAUGAUUCAGCACUAGCCUCAGCAGCUUCUCAAUUUCCGGUCUAUGAUCCUCUCAAUGGUUCAGCACUAGCUUCGGCGCCUGAGUAUCGCGGUUAUGAUCUCCCUUUCCUAGAAUCAUCACAAGCCCUAGGCUAUUUUCGCACCGCCAACCCCGCCCCGAGUUUCCAUACUCUCAGAGUCACGAAACCACGAUCCCCUUGA
Aspergillus luchuensis is the source of this 735-nucleotide messenger RNA. RefSeq lists its product as uncharacterized. Lineage: Eukaryota; Fungi; Ascomycota; Eurotiomycetes; Eurotiales; Aspergillaceae. The record is from RefSeq and is a predicted model, not a curated record. Bases 1 to 735 code for a protein of 244 amino acids. The transcript has a single exon.